Molecule: messenger RNA, 851 nt
Organism: Pyrus x bretschneideri (Chinese white pear)
Lineage: Eukaryota; Viridiplantae; Streptophyta; Magnoliopsida; Rosales; Rosaceae
Product: umecyanin
Exons: 2
Coding region: 83-718 (211 amino acids)
Cellular component (GO): plasma membrane
Molecular function (GO): electron transfer activity
Source: RefSeq, a predicted model, not a curated record
GAGUAUCCUUGCCACACACUCUCAUCAGUGAUCAUCCACAACAACAAUACACAAUUUUCGUAGAAGUAAAGAAAUUUAGUCGAUGGAGAGCAAGAUGGUGAUUGUCUUUGGCUUUGUAGUUGCAGUAUUUUUGCAGACUGCGGCAGCGCAGACAGGACUUGUGGUGGGAGACAGCAUAGGUUGGACCAUCCCUCAAUCUGGUGCACAAGAGUAUGUCACUUGGGCUGCAAGUAACAAGUUCGUAGUUGGUGAUACUCUGGUUUUCAACUUCGCCACCAACGCGCACGAUGUACUAGAAGUACCCAAAGCAUCUUUCGACUCAUGCAGUUCCGAAAACCCAAUUGGCACAGCCAUCACAACUGGCCCAGCAAACAUCACUCUCACCUCCGCAGGCGACCACUACUACAUCUGCACUUAUGGCCGCCAUUGCCAGUCGGGCCAGAAACUUGCCAUCACAGUAACAGCUGCCUCCCCAGGUGCCGCACCUUCUGUGCCGCCACCGCCCUCUACAACUAACACCCCUCCAACUACCCCUUCCCCCACAUCAAACGGCCCUGCUGCUUGUGAACCUGUCCCAGCUCCAUCACCUUCCAUGAGUGCAGUACCCACCGUGAACACCACCCCCGGGUCGCUGCCUCCGUUGGGUUCUUCUUCACAUGUUGUUUUAGCUAGCUUCGUUUUAUCCUCCUUGGCUCUUGUCGUGGGUUUAUUCUUUUAGGCGCAGUACGAAGAGACAUUGGCAUUCUUACUUACCAUAUUGGUCAUCCAAUAUUUUUUUUAGAAAGACUUUGGAUGUGGUACUUAGUUAUAAAUAUUUUUUAAUUGAAAUCUUGUUAGUUUUUAAUUUUUUA